Penicillium daleae is the source of this 4194-nucleotide messenger RNA. Its product is annotated as putative membrane-tethered transcription factor (SPT23). NCBI's taxonomy places the organism in Eukaryota, Fungi, Ascomycota, Eurotiomycetes, Eurotiales, Aspergillaceae. The record is from RefSeq and is a predicted model, not a curated record. Gene Ontology annotation, biological process: innate immune response. The transcript has 4 exons. Gene Ontology annotation, cellular component: cytoplasm. The coding region runs from base 1 to 4194 and encodes 1397 amino acids. Gene Ontology annotation, molecular function: protein binding.
AUGGGACCAGCAGAGACACCCUCCUCGCCCGCGUUCCCUACCCUGGACCCCAUCAUCAUGGACGACGAGAUGGAGUCCACCUUCCGCGACGCCAACAUGGAUUUCCUCGACCCAUCCAAACUUGAUAUGCCCUCCCAGUCCGCUGGAGGAGACUUUGACGAUCUGUUCUCCCACGUCACCCACUCCCGCUCCAACGUGGUCCCGGAGUCCUCGAAGCGCUACCGCGACCAGAACCCCCUGAGGCAACAACCAGUUUUGACGGCCGAUUCUCCUGCAGAGUCGCCCGACAACUCGAGUCGCAGUUCGUCCUCGGAAUCUCCACGAAACCACUUGCGCCACGCCUCGAUCGCAUCCACCAACUCCGCCGCUCACAGCGAAAACCCGCUAGUAUCGACAGGAUUUGCGUCGGAAGACUGGAUGCGCCCCGAUCUCUCGUCCGUUAAAGAAGAAUCGCCAUUCACGAUAGAUCCGUCAUACCCUAUGGAUGGCGGCAUUCCCAUGGAUCACCCCGAUCUGGAGUUUAGCAACAAGGCAAUGGAUGCCGCGUUCGACUUUGAGAGCGCAGCAAGCAGCCCCAGUCCGUUGAAGACAGAGAACCCCCCUCAACUGAACGGGCGCAAGAAGUCGAAACAACAGAUCUGGAGUCCGUCGAAUGCUUCGGCUGUACAUAAUUCAAAUGAUGGACAGACCGCAUCUUCGGUACCCCAGAGUGGAUCCACAUUCUAUCCGUUUGGAUACAAGGAACAGUCUCCUUUUGGAGGUCAAUUCCCCAACGGCACUGACAGAGUUUCGGCACCCCAAUGGUCCGGUCAAUCUCCGUCAUCAUUGUUGGAGGAAAGCUUUGGGGGCAUCAAUAUGAAUGGACAGUCUCCGAUGAAUACCUCCAUGUCGCCCAACAUGAACUUCGGCUCACCCAACGCGUUCCCAUUCUCGGCCAACUUCGCAUCUUCCCCAGCUCAACCCCAGAUUGAUGCCGCCAACUCGACGCAGCCCGUGUUGACUGUGCAUCCAACCUCCCUCAAAUCGCGUGUCGAAACGCAGAUCCCCAUUCGAUUGACUCUUUCUCCGCUGCCGGCCGGCGUCAAGAAGCUGCGCCUCCCCUCUCACACCAUCUCCAAACUUAAAUUCCUCGCCCCUCCCUCCACCGAAUCCACCCCUGACACCCUCCAAUUAUAUACGAGUUUGGUGUGUACGAGUGCAAUGCAGGACCGAGACAAGCUGAAACGGGCAUUUGCACGGACACGAGGCGAAAAGAAUUCAACAGGCACAAACGGAACGGAGGAAGACCGACCAUUGGAUGGCGGAGACGUGAAGAUCUGUACUGGCUGUAUUCAACGAGAGCGGAAGCGUGCUUCUCGGAAGAAGCAACGGAAACCCGAAGAGGACGAGCUUUUCCAGAAAGAUGAGGAGAAGCGUGUCAUCGUUUUCAACACCAGCGAGAUCAAGGAGUGGACCGAGCCACCAAAAACCGCUGCCGCUGGUUACGGCGAAAUGCCUCCGGUUCCUCCGGGGUCGAUGCAGGUUGAACUACCCAUGCGAAUUGCUUGCUACUGUCGACAUCAGAAUGAGAAGUUUGGAUUCCAGGUCAUCUUUACUGUUAAAGAUCAUUUGGACAACGUUGUGGCCCAGGCAAUCACCAACUCCAUUAUGAUUACGGAUGACCACAAGACACAAGCACCUUCCGCUCCCCCAGCAGCUGGUCCUUCUCCAUCUCUACCAGAUGGAAUUCAACUGCCGGGUUCACCAACCGACCUUCAGGGCCUCCAGCAAAGAUUCAAUUCCCAGUAUCAACUUACGCCGAGCUCGUUUGCUGCUACUCAGAACGUCACCAAUGGUGUAUCGUCAAAUUCCCAAACGCCCCGAAGCCUGUCGAGACAAGCAUCGCCUACGGACUUCCAGGGCCCGCAGACAAAGCGACGGAAGCACAGCAGCUCUGGCCGACUCCCCUCGGAAUUGACGAUGACCCGAAUGGAGACUCCUCAGUCAUCUAGCUCGGCCAUGAAUAGUGCUGCACAGCUUGCGGCUGCUCGUGGCUUCGCCUCGCCCACUGAGCGGCCAUUUGUGACCCCCUCGUCGAUGUCUGGACAGUACGGAAACGGACCUCCCACGCCGAACCAGAGCAAUGACAAUAACCCCUUCUUCAACCCGACGCCUGCUCAACGACAGAGUCUGGAUAGUCUGGCUCAACAGAACCUCGUGUCCGCGCCUAACUCCGCCCAACCCAGUCGUCCUGGCACUCCGGGGGCAUCAAGUCGUAACGCUUUCCAGGAUCAGAAUCUUGCGCUUGCGCUCGGUGCCACUUCUGCGAACCAGAUCUGGCCUUCUCUUGCAACUACACCUAACCGGCUGCCUUCUGUAAUUCACAAAUUGGUCCCUGCCGAGGGUUCAAUCACUGGAGGUACAGAAGUCACAUUGUUGGGAAGUGGUUUCUAUCCCGGCAUGGAGGUGGUAUUCGGCGAUACGUUGGCAACCACUACUACUUUCUGGGGUGACAAGUGUCUCAACUGCCUCACUCCUCCUGCUCUGCAGCCAGGAUUGGUAUCGGUGGUUUUUAAGCACGAGCAUCCUACUUUUGGACAGGUGCAGCAGCCCCAACCACUUAUGCCCAAACAGCAACUUUUCUUCCGAUAUGUGGAUGAUCGGGAGCUCCAGAUGUAUCGUCUGGCUCUCAACAUUCUUGGACAGAAGUUGGGUAGCCAAGCGGAUGCGUUCCAAACUGCUCAGCAGAUUAUGGGAAGCGAUCCGAAUGCUAUCUUCAAUAUGCAGAAGGACAUGCAAGGUGGUGGUUCCUCGGGCGGUCACCAACGCCAGGUGCCCGGACAUGAGUCGCAAGGCAAGUUUAGCGAUCUUGACUCUAAGAUGCUGACUUAUCUCGAGUACAUUGACCUGGAUGACAACCCCCGGCCACCGCGCUACAACUCUCGCAGCGCCACUGGCCAGACCCUCCUUCAUUUCGCGGCUUCAUUGGGCCUGACUCGAUUUGUCGCGGGGCUGCUGGCUCGUGGUGCCAAUCCUGAUGUGCAGGACAACACUGGCAAUGUACCUAUGCACCUAGCUGCUCUUCACGGCCAUGCUCACAUCGUCAACCGACUCCGCCUGGCAGGCGCCAAUGCCAAUGCUCGCAGUGUGCGUGGCUUCACCCCUGCGGACUUGGCGACAACCCUCCCUGCCCACCAGGCUGCUCUGCUGCCAUCCCGCCACUACCGCUCCCGCAGCGUUGGAUCCCUUACAUUACGCCGGAGACACAGCAGCUCUGCUUCUCUCAAUUCACUUUGGGAGGCGUCGUCUGCAUCGGGCUCUUUGGGUCAUGCUGUCGAUGAUUCAGAGGAGCUUGAUGACAGUGAAGACAUGGACACCGAUGAUUCCGAAACUCCUCUCUUCUUCAGCGCUUCCCGGCGGUCGAGCAUGCACCAAGAUGCCAUCCCGCCCAUUGUAGACGCUGGCGAGCAGCGCGCUGUACCCGACGCUCGCGGAUUCACUACGGCAGCAAUCGUUGCUUGGCGUAAUCACCUCGCGGGUCAGAUCAACCAAUUCCAGCAGAGCGUGGCUAAUGCCUUCCCCAACAUACCUGCAUUGCCUCCCAUGCCUGCUAUGCCUACUAUGCCUGCCAUGCCCGCUAUGCCGGACUAUCAGGCCAAUCAAAUGAUGCGUCGCAUCACCAACCUCGUACCUCAUCGACCCACGGCUCGGGACGGAUGGUGGGAUCUGCUGAAGGGCAACACCGCCGUCCCUAACCAAAAUCAGCCGCCUUCUUACGAUGAAUUGUAUCCGCACCAGCAAGACGACGCAGAAGCGACCGAAUUGAAGAAGUCGUCUCUCCUGCGUGCUGCAACGGAGGCGGCCGUGGAUCAACACUUUGAGGCACAAAGCAGUCUCCCAUCUUCAUCGACAUCAACAGCGGCUGCUGCGUUUGAGCGCAGUACCCAUGCAGUCCAGGAUGAUCUCAAAGAUAUCACUAUCGGCCGCAAGGUCAUUUCACGGGAGCAACAGAAGCAUCUCCGAGAGCACCAGGCCCGCCGAAUGAAGGGCCUAGGCAGCGACCGGAACCUUUACUUCAUUUGGAUUCCUCUUCUGCUUCUAGUUAUUUGCGCUUGGGUUCGGAAUUACGUGCCCGGGAUCUGGCAAGGCGUCACGGACAGCUAUGACUUUGUGAAGGCUCGCUAUACACAGCGGGCUGUGGGAUUGGGCAUUUAG